ACGGGGCCCGGCGGGGACAGCAGCCCCGCGGGCGAGGAGGAGUGGAACGGGUUCCUCGCGGGGACCGCUCGCGAGGAGGAGCAGGAGGAGAGAGGGCCUCCAGAAUGGAAGCGGGGUGACCCUGUGACCCCGCAGCACGUUCUCAGGCUCAGGGGGUACACCAGAGAGUUCCUGUGCUCCCCGGAGGACAACGUUUACAACAUCAACUUUUCCCGCUUCAAGAUCCGAGAGCUGCAGAGCGGAGCGGUUAUCCUGGACAUCCAGAAGCACUGCCCCACCGAAAUCAAGGACGUCUUCGAGGUGGACCCAGGCCGGUUCAUACAGUAUCACUUCUCCCCCUCCUUUCUGGCCCUCAAGGAAAUUGGGGCCACGUUGGAGUUCACGGUUGGCCGGAGGGCGGUGAACCGCCUCAGACUGAUCGAGAGGCACUUCUUUCGGAAUCUCCUGCUCAAAACAUUCGACUUUGAGAUCGGCUUCUGCAUCCCGUUCAGCAGGAACACGUGUGAACACAUCUACAGUCUCCCUGAUCUGGACCCCAGCACUAUCGCGGAGAUGGUGGCCAGCCCGUUCGAGACGCGCUCAGACAGCUUCUACUUUGCCAACAACCGGCUCAUCAUGCACCACAAGGCAGAGUACUCCUUCGACCAGCCAGAUCCAUCAUCAUCAUCAUCAUCAUCAUCAUCAUCUUCAUCCUAGUGCUGGCCUAGUGAACUAGCCUGAGCCUAUGAGCCCAAAUACAAAAAAUAAACAAGUAACCGAUUUUGCUUUUCUGUGUAACAAUUAGCGUAAUUUCAAGUUGAAAGAGUUCAAACUAUAAGGAAAUAUAAUUUUUUACAGAACAUACAUAUGUAUAUUUAUUACAGGGCAAAGGUUUCUCGUUGGACUGAUAAAGGCUUCUGUGAGUCUCUAAGAGUCUCUAAGAGUCUCAAGUGUUUCUGCUGGUGUCCAAACUGUUUGUAUAAACCAAUACGAUUAUGUGCAAAACUAUACAAUAGCAUUUGACACCAAACGUUUUUUAGUACGCAUCAGUUCAAAUUGUAUUGUCUAAUGCCAAAUUUCUUGGGCCACUUAUUUAUAUUUUUAGGAGAUAAGAAAACAAUGGCCUCCUGCGAAUGCGUCCCUUGUCUUUGUCCCCCGUAAAAUCAAAACACUUAAGUCAAUAACUUAAUGAAAACAGCUUAUUGAAAAUAACAGCAAAUUAUAUAUUUUACAUUAUGACAUCUUUUUUGAAUUUGGCACUAAAAAAUUCAACAUAAGCUAUGCCAUUCGGUGGAUGAGGCCUAAAAUAAAUGUGAACAUUCUAAAAUCGUGUAAAGUAUUUAUAUGACCUAGACUCCCAAUUCACCAUAUUUACUCACAACAGCUUCUUUUUGACCUGAUUUUCGAUCUUGUGCUCAACAACCCGUAUCACUCUGUCUGUUCUGGGAGGAGGGCCGGUCCUGUGUUCUUACCUUUCCUUCUCAUGCACAUUGGCUUUAGUACAGGUGUCCAAUAGUGUGGCCCUGUGAAGCCCUUUUGGGCUGUAGCGAGAACCCAAUGCUGGGGGUCAGAGACAACAGCAUUAUGUACUCGGUGUUUGGACAGGCUCGCUAUCACAGCGGUAGAGUAAGGCUGUCUCAGCUACACGCUGGGGAAGAACUGAAGAAUAUGGUGUUGUGGUCAUGGUGAUACGUUUAUAAAAGGGGCAGCUUUAGGCCUCUCGUUCAGGAUUUAGGAGAAAAACCAGGCAAAUGUAAUGAGAUAUAUUAGUUUAAAGGAAAGUGUUUCCACGGUCAUCAGCGAGGGACCAGUAGGAGGGUGGGAACACUGGUUUGAGUCCCAGCAGGCUCAGUGCAGAGUGACAUCAUGCUGAGCCUAGUCCCUUGGCUUAUUUUGAACAAAAUAUUGAUCUUUGCAUUUUUAUCAACUUCUUUGACCCUGUAGC
Gadus chalcogrammus (walleye pollock) is the source of this 1924-nucleotide messenger RNA. It is a transcript of the gene unc119c, whose product is annotated as unc-119 lipid binding chaperone B homolog 2. Gene Ontology annotation, molecular function: lipid binding. The annotation marks the transcript as partial. Gene Ontology annotation, biological process: positive regulation of protein tyrosine kinase activity; lipoprotein transport; negative regulation of clathrin-dependent endocytosis. The record is from RefSeq and is a predicted model, not a curated record. Gene Ontology annotation, cellular component: centrosome; intercellular bridge; spindle midzone. Lineage: Eukaryota; Metazoa; Chordata; Actinopteri; Gadiformes; Gadidae. The transcript has 5 exons.